This is a messenger RNA of Carica papaya (papaya), 697 nucleotides long. RefSeq lists its product as uncharacterized. The record is from RefSeq and is a predicted model, not a curated record. NCBI's taxonomy places the organism in Eukaryota, Viridiplantae, Streptophyta, Magnoliopsida, Brassicales, Caricaceae.
CAAACCCUUCUCUCUUUUUUCUUCUUUCUCAUUUUCUUCCUCUAUAUGGCCUCAGCGUGCAGCAAGGACUGUAUAAACGACGUCGUUUCCUGCAGGAUCCAGUCAACAACCUACGUGAGCCUCCACCGAUGGCCGGAGUCCGAGGCUGAGUUCAUCAUGAGAUCUGUCACCGGAAACCUAGCCGCCGAAGUAAGAAAGGCUGGCAGUGGGGACACCAGGGCCGCCGGCGACCGUCAACCUAGGGUGGUGGAUUGCAUAUCGUGCCGGCAAAUAUACCUGCGAAGCUACAGGUUCUCGAGAAAAGAGACUGUUCAGGAGAAGACGAAGAGGUGUCUGGAAAAAGUUAAGGAGAGGGCCCGGCUGAUGACGAAGAGCAGGCCAUUAAUGGCGACGUCAAAGGUGGUGAUGGCGAAGGGUAGAAAUAGUUGCAGAGGAGAGAAGGUUAGGAACGGUAAGUGCUGUGAUAGUAUGAGGAAGAUGAGGAAGAAGAUGAAGGAGUGUUUUAUCAGGCUGUUAUCUUGUACUGCUCAGGUUGAUGUGGCUGAUGAUCAUCAUGAUAAUAAUCACAAGGGUUAGACAUUAAUUUUUCUAAAUUAACAGUUUAUUCUAAUUAUAAGGUGAUAGUUUUUUGUAUUUUUAUGGUUCUAUAUACAUAUAUUUUCUAGUUUUGUUUUUCGUUUUCUAUGCGGGAGAUAUA